GGGAUGAAGAAACUUGUAUAGACUUUCCCCAAUUGUCAUGAACCAUACACACAUCAUGAUUCUCGUGUUAUUGCUGGUUCGGUUUGAAGAUGAUUUAUUUUCGACCCAAUUGAUCGAAACAUGGUUCUCCAUUAAAUACCGAAUGUGCUCUAGUAUCGAGAAACACCGGAAACGUCCUCGACCGUCUGUGGUCAAGGAAGUUGAAAGGCAAACGGAAGCUCUCCAUUCGACUCUGCGGUUUCUUAUUGUAGCCUCGGCUCCUUGAUGCCCAGAUACAUCAUUUAUACCUCAAACCGACCUUCCCGCCAAAAUCAUCCUCCGAAAUGCUAUUAGCCAAUCCAGGCACGUGCAUGGUCGCAACCUGUUCGACGAAAUGCUUACCCGAGACAUCCUCUCGUACAACUCUCGCCUUGCGUCCCUGGUCCGCUUGGGCGAGUCAUUCUCCGCAUGGGUCCUCUUCGUCGACCUUCACCGCUCCCGAACGGACCUCGACCCAUAUACGUUUACUCCCAUCCUGAACGUGUGUCCCACCCUCCCCCACCUGCCGAAGCUGGGCGAGCAAGUCCACAGCCUUAUGAUCAAGACAGGCUCCGACUUGGGGACUGUGAGCAAGACUGCCCUCGUCAACAUGUACUCGAAGUACCGGCUUCUGUGCUGUUCGGAGAAGGCAUUCGAGGAGCUCGAGUCCAAGGAUGUCGUGAGCUGGAAUGUGAUGAUCUCGAGCUUUCUGAGUCACGGGCUCGCCAAGGACGCUAUUCGCGUGUUUGAAAGGAUGAGACAGGGCUACACAGGGUGGAAUGAGUUUACACUUUGUUCAGUGCUGAAGGCUUGCACUUUGCUGAGGGCUUUUCCACAGGGGAAGCAAGUUCACAGUAUGGUGGUCGUGAUGGGAAGGGACUUGGUUGUUCUGGGGACAGCCCUGAUAGACUUCUACUCAAAUGUAGGGCAGAUUGACGAAGCUAUGAAGGUGUAUUCUAUUUUGUGUCGGAGCAGUGAUGGAGUAAUGCGUAACUCCAUGAUCGCUGGGUGCGUCAAGAAUCAGAGGUAUAAAGAAGCAUUUGAGAUAAUGAGUUCAAUGAGACCGAAUGUUGUUGCCCUAACAACUGCCCUAGCAGCCUGCUCUGAGAAUUCAGACCUUUGGAUUGGGAAGCAGAUCCAUUGCAUUGCAACGCGUCUUGGGUUCGUGUCAGACACGCAGUUGUGCAAUGCUGUCCUCGACAUGUAUGGAAAGAGCGGGAAAAUUGCAAGUUCCAAGAGCGUUUUCGACCUGAUUCCAUGGAAAGACGUGGUGUCAUGGACAGCCAUGAUCGAUGCAUACAGAGUUCAUGGGUGUGGUCUUCAAGCCUUCGCACUUUUCAAUGAGAUGGUGGAGUCUCGGGACAGGGUUUGCCCAAACUCAGUAACCCUUCUUGCAGUGCUUUCUGCUUGUGGCCAUUCGGGGCUAUUGGAACAGGGCAGAGCCUGCUUCGAAUUCGCUCGGGAUAAGUAUAAGUUAGAAGUAUAUCCCGAGCAUUAUGCUUGCUUCAUAGACAGUCUGGGCCGAGCGGGCCAUAUGGAGGAUGUGUGGCUUGUGUUUCUUGAGAUGGUCAAGGAGAAAAAUUGCAGACUUUCUGCUAAAGUAUGGGCGGCCCUGUUAAAUGCCUGCAGGCUGAAUGGGGAUAUUAGUAGAGGUGAGUAUGCCACGAAAGGUCUGCUGGAAUUGGAACCAAGCAAUCCAGGAAACUACGUGCUUGCCUGUAAUUUCUACGCAGCAAUUGGCAGGUGGGACUUAGUAGAGGAGAUGAGAAUUGAAAUGAGGAAGAGAAGGAUGAACAAGAAAGCAGGGAGCAGCUGGGUGACUUGCUUCAGCUCCAGGAAAACGUAAGAUGAUGUUGAUGUAAACUGGAAUAUUUGCUUGGCCCACCACCAUGUUUUUGGGCUUGAAUCGGCAGCUCGAUAAUGAGACCGAUGAUGUUCUUAUUCUUUUCAAGCCUACCAUGCUCAAAGAGAUAACAUACAAGAAACAUUAGAAAGGCUCGUAUAUUUCAAAAUGAGUUUAAUGUCUAGCUGUUCCAUAGGGAUGCUUGCGGAUAAUGGAUUUAUAUGUGGCCGAGACUGGCCUAAACAAUAUAUUUUCGAUACUGAAGGGCAAUACAAUGCAACAUUUUUGCUCGAAGCUAUACAGCACAUGCAGAACAUGAAUGGUUCAGUUAUUCUUUUCUUUA
Punica granatum (pomegranate) is the source of this 2204-nucleotide messenger RNA. The record is from RefSeq and is a predicted model, not a curated record. NCBI's taxonomy places the organism in Eukaryota, Viridiplantae, Streptophyta, Magnoliopsida, Myrtales, Lythraceae.